AUGGCAGCGGCGGGCGGGUGGUCGCGGUGGCUCCUCUGGGCGGCCGUGGUUGCACAUGUGGUGGCAUUGGGUGCAGGUUUUGUGGAGGAUCUAGAUGAGUCGUUUAAAGAAAACCGUAAAGAUGAUAUUUGGCUUGUAGAUUUUUAUGCACCUUGGUGUGGCCACUGCAAGAAACUGGAGCCUGUGUGGAAUGAAGUGGGUAUAGAAAUGAAAAACAUGGGCUCUCCUGUAAAAGUUGGGAAGAUGGAUGCAACUUCCUUUUCUAGUAUUGCAUCUGAAUUUGGAGUGCGAGGCUAUCCAACAAUUAAGCUCUUAAAAGGUGACUUGGCAUACAACUAUAGAGGACCUAGAACCAAAGAUGAUAUAAUUGAAUUUGCUAAUAGAGUGGCAGGACCUCUUAUCAGGCCACUUCCUAGCCAGCAUAUGUUCGAGCAUGUGCAAAAGAGACAUCGUGUACUUUUUGUGUAUGUUGGUGGUGAAUCUCCUUUGAAGGAAAAAUACAUUGAAGUUGCUUCAGAACUAAUAGUUUAUACAUACUUUUUUUCUGCCUUAGAAGAUGUGCUGCCUGAGUAUGUGACAUUGCCUGAAUUGCCUGCUGUUGUGGUCUUCAAAGAUGGAACUUACUUUGUUUAUGAUGAAUAUGAAGAUGGUGAUUUGUCAUCCUGGAUAAAUAGAGAAAGAUUCCAAGGUUAUCUUAAUGUAGAUGGCUUUACGCUGUAUGAACUUGGAGAUACAGGAAAACUUGUGGCUAUUGCAGUCAUUGAUGAUAAAAACUCUUCAGUGGAACAUACCAGACUAAAAUCUGUUGUUCAGGAAGUUGCUAGAGAUUAUCGGGAUCACUUUCACAGUGACUUGACAAUCCCUACUAUUGUUGUACUCAACACCUCCAAUCAGCAGUAUUUUCUACCAGAUAGGCACAUUGAGAACACAGAAGACAUGGUUCAGUUUAUUAACAAUAUCUUGGAUGGUACAGCUGAAGCACAGGGUGGUGAUGGACUUCUGCAACGAAUCAAGAGAAUAAUCUAUGAUGCCAAGUCUACUGUAAUGUCUGUGUUCAAGAGUUCACCACUUCUGGGAUGCUUUCUCUUUGGGUUGCCCCUGGGGGUCAUCAGCAUUAUGUGUUACGGAAUCUGCACAGCUGAUACAGAUGGUGGGGUAGAUGAACAUGAGGCAGCUAAAAAGGAAAACUGUGAUCAGGAGCUCACGGACGAAGGCAGUGAGGAAGAACAAGAGGAGGAAAGGAACAGAAGAUGUACAGAACUUUCAGAUGGAGAGCUUAAACAGAAAGACAUAAUGGAAAAGAAAAAAGACUAACUUGUUUAGCAAAAGAGUUCUCUAGAAUUUCCAAAUAGACUUAUUUAUUAAGGUAGUCAUUUAUUGAUGAUCUUCAUGAAAGAGGACCUUUUUGUCUGCGUUAUGGUAGUUUUGACUUGCAUGUACUCAAAUUUUCUCAGAAAUUGACAGAAAAAAAAAAAUGGAUGUUCUCUUAAUUGUCUUUAAUAAAUUAAAAAAGAUAAUUUAAACUGAAGGAAUUUGCAGGUACAUUUCUACACCAUAUUUUUUUAAUAGUUUUGAAUUGUUUAUCUCCAGAACAGUGAGUUAAAGGUAAUGUUACUUGACCUUAGUGUAUGUGAUGAAAAUAUACUAAUAUAGCCCAGCUGAAAACUCAUUCAUUUAAAAUUAAGGCUGAAAACUAAGAAAGAUUGAGAGAUCUGUAAAGUCUUUCAGAGCCUGAUAGCUAAAGACAACUUAAGAGUUUUCCAAGAAGUCAGUUGUUCUACCUGUUGCACAUUAUUUUGGAAAAAAAAACCCAAACUUCUCUAUUUUCUCAAGUUAAAUGUAAAUUGUUAGGAAGUAGAGGACUGUUUUACCAUGUAAUAAUAUAAUUAUUGGCAGUCAAGAAUGUUUACUUGAUAUAGGAUGUGGGAGUUAUAUGCUAAAUUAAGUCUUUAUUAGCGCUUUAGCAGCUAAAAAUACUGGAAAACUACAUUGUAAACCCUUUAGAACAUGAUUGCCUGUUAAACUGUAUUGUAGGAGUGCUUACAGAAACUUACGGUGCAUAUGAUCUUUAAGUUUUCUGAAUCCACAGUACAACUUGAUAAAGGAAGAUGUAAAUAUAAGCACCCUCUGACUACUUUGCAUAACUCUCUAAUGACAAGUUCUUUGAAUGGUGUAAAUUUGGUUUACAGUGUUUAAUUCAGAUUGUUAUAGAUCUUUGAGGUAGUUGGUGUUCAUACUUUUGUUUGAGACUGUUACCUACUCUGAAGGAGGGAGUUAAUGGAGCAUAAUAUUAACAUUCAUAGAGAUUGAUCAGUAUAAUGCAUUUUUGUUACUUGUUUAAUCAUAAAAGUAACCUUUAAUACAACCCUUUUAGUAUGAAAAGGACUAAUUUGUGUCCAGGGUUAAAAUCUCCAAGGAUAAGCUAUAAAGCAGCCUUUGGCAUCAAUGUCACGGAGAGUACCACAGAAAUAAAACUUACAUUGCUCUUCCUCUUAGUAUUCAUGCUGGGGUUUUUCUUUUUUUUUUUAAGGUUAUAUUACUGUAUAAUACAGAUUAUAAUGUCCUCCUUAUAAGGCAGCUUGAUCACAUAAGAAGUUACUAUGCUAUAGCACUAAAUUAAGGAAUUUUAAAUAAAAAACAUGGGUAAGCUUAAAUAGAUAAAUUCUGUGUUUGGGUAAACCUGAUGAUGAUAUAAAUCAUAACCAGGGAAAAUGUAUUGCAUCCUUUUUCCUUGUAGGAAAGAAACUUGUUUCUUCUGUUUAAGUAGCUUGGUAACAGCUGGCUUCAUGUUGCAGUGCAGAGUACAGUAAGUAGAUGCUUGACUUCGAAGAUUUUUGUUAUCAAACAGUAUAAACGAUAUCUAAGGAGAUCAGGAUUUUUUUUCAGAAAAAUUCCAUGUCUGAUUUUGAGUCCAGCCUUUUUCCUUUUGGGAGGAAAGGGAAAAAAAAAAGAGUUCAUAGAAUACUGAGUAGCAGGUGUCUGAUAUGGGUUUUUUUUUCCCCUUUUUGUUUUCUCCUUUUUCCUUCUAUGAAUUGCCUUUCUUUCAUUUUUUGUCAUUAUAGCUAAUUGUGCAUAGUGACUUGAGUUUUCUUGCUUUUUGAUUUUAUUUGUUUGGCAGAAUCUUUGAGGUGUAGUUUUAGCAUGUAUUUGGAGAGUGAGAUGCUUAAAAUGUGUUUAGAAUUUUUUUAACAUGGCGUAGAGCUCUUAAGUUGCUUAAAAAAAAAAAAAUCACUUAAUGACAAGCCUGUAAAUUUCUUUGGAUUUUAGCACAACUCAGUGCUGAUAUUUGAAAUGUAGGACUAUUAAGGCAGUAAUAUGUUUUCUUGAUUCGCCUCUUUUCUUAAGAUUUCAAAUACAGAUCAAUUGCAUAUUUAAUUUUGGCUCAGGCUAGAAACCUCUAGCUUUUGACUUAAAAAAAACCCUGAAGUGGUCACUGGAACACUGCUGUUCCUUCUCUGGUGUGUAAAUAAAAAAAAAAAAUUCUGAAUUCUGCUGCACUGCUAAGAACUGUUUCAACUAUGAGCCUUCAUUUUUGUGUUUAUUUUUGUUUGUGUUUAUAAUGAGUAGUAGCCAAAUAACUUGCUGAGAAAUCUUCUGAGAUAUGGACCUGUAUAUGAUAAAUACUGUGUAAGAAACAGAUCCUAGUGUGAUCUGUUAAAACUGUGACAUUUAACUGCCAGAGUUAGGAGGGGAAAGCGUGUGUGUCAGUCACUUCUGAACUGUAAUAUCGAUCAGAUGUGUACUGAACUGUUGAAAAUUAAACUUGAAAUGUACUGCCAUUUUCACCAAAUCCUUCUCCCAGCUAUAUUCAACAAGACACAGGGAGAAGAAAAGCAUACAAGUCAUAUACUGGAUUUCAGAAGUGAUGUGAAAUUAAGGGUUUUGCGGUGGUCAUGCAAGUAAUCUAGAAUGCUGUCUGAGAGGGGAUCUGGCAUUUUAUUUUUUGCUUCAGUCUCUAAAGGUUUCUCAAAGCAACUUCACUGUAAUAACUUUGAAUUCAUGAAAUGAUGCUGCUUUUUUAAGUCAAGUGUAAGCCUUUUGUUUUUCUGUAAUAAAAACAUU
This is a messenger RNA of Gavia stellata (red-throated loon), 4062 nucleotides long. It is a transcript of the gene TMX3, whose product is annotated as thioredoxin related transmembrane protein 3. Gene Ontology annotation, molecular function: protein disulfide isomerase activity. Gene Ontology annotation, biological process: peptidyl-cysteine oxidation. NCBI's taxonomy places the organism in Eukaryota, Metazoa, Chordata, Aves, Gaviiformes, Gaviidae. The record is from RefSeq and is a predicted model, not a curated record. Gene Ontology annotation, cellular component: endoplasmic reticulum. The coding region runs from base 1 to 1314 and encodes 437 amino acids. The transcript has 15 exons.